Messenger RNA from Triplophysa rosa, 3903 nucleotides. Its product is annotated as long-chain-fatty-acid--CoA ligase ACSBG2-like. Bases 33 to 2195 code for a protein of 720 amino acids. Gene Ontology annotation, cellular component: endoplasmic reticulum; membrane. Gene Ontology annotation, molecular function: long-chain fatty acid-CoA ligase activity. The transcript is spliced from 15 exons. Lineage: Eukaryota; Metazoa; Chordata; Actinopteri; Cypriniformes; Nemacheilidae. The record is from RefSeq and is a predicted model, not a curated record.
UGUUUGCAGCUCCUCACUGCACCUGUGACGUGAUGUGUGUAAGAUUCCAGACAAUGUCAGCCAACGGUUUUGUACCAUCUUGCGACUCCAAGGAAAUGCCAGCCAUUAACAAAUCUACCGAAGGUUGUGAAGAAUAUAACACUGUACCACUCAAUGGAUCCCAAAUUCAGCCGAAUGGAAAAUGUUCGUCCUCUAUAAUAACAAGUAACGCAGGAGACGAUGUGUCCAUACCGUUGGUGGUUGGAGACGAACGUCUCGCUCCAGCCCAGGACCUGUGGAGCACAGCCAGUGACAAAGCCGUCAAACUGAGGAUGGAGACGUCCGGACCGGGCUCGGAACCUUCGAUGACCAUUCAUCAGAUGUUUAAGGCUACGGUGGAGAAGUACGGAGACUUUCCUGCCCUUCGUGAAAAGAGAAAUGGAAUGUGGGUCACCCUGACCUUUAAGGAAUACUAUCAGAAUUCCAGAGCAGCUGCCAAAAGCUUCUUGAAGCUCGGCCUGAAGCGAUUCCAUGGAGUCGGUAUCCUGGGCUUCAAUUCCCCUGAAUGGUUUAUAGCCGACGUUGGAUGCAUCCUGGCAGGGGGACUCGCCACCGGAAUCUACACAACCAACAGUCCAGAAGCAUGCCAGUAUGUCGCUGAAAACUGUGAAGCUAAUGUUCUGGUGGUCGAAAACCACAAACAGCUGAUCAAAAUCCUCCAGAUCAGAGAUCAGCUACCACAUCUGAAGGCCAUCGUUCAGUACAAGGGUGAUCUGGAGCAGAAGUUAGCAGAUGUGUUUACGUGGGCUGAAUUCAUGAAGAUGGGCAAAGACGUCCCGGAUGCAGAACUUGACGCGGUGAUCGACAGUCUGAAAUCUAACCAGUGCUGCACGCUCAUCUACACGUCAGGGACCACAGGCAACCCCAAAGGGGUCAUGCUCAGCCACGACAACAUCACAUGGACGGCCAGUGCGGCGGGUGCCAUGACCCGACAGAGGAUGGGUGGGGAGGCGGUGGUGAGCUAUCUGCCUCUGAGUCACGUGGCGGCCCAGAUGAGUGACAUGUGGAUCUGCAUGAGGUUCGCAGCCACGACCAAUUUUGCCGAGCCGGAUGCCCUUAAGGGCUCUCUAGGUAACACUCUGAAAGAGGUGCGUCCCACGAGUUUCUUGGGAGUUCCUCGAGUCUGGGAAAAAAUGCAAGAAGCGAUGAAAGCCGUCGGUGCCAAGUCAUCCAUGAUGAAGAAGAAGAUCGGCGACUGGGCCAAGGGAGUAGGUCUUACGUCGAGCUACAGUGCCAUGAACGGUGAUUCCUCCGUGCCCUGGGGUUUCACGAUGGCAAAUAACCUGGUUUACAAGAACGUUCGGAAAGCUCUGGGUCUGGACCGCUGUCGGGCCUGCUUCACGGGUGCAGCUCCCAUCACCAAAGACACGCUGGAGUAUUUCAUGAGCCUGUACAUUCCCAUCUUCGAGCUGUACGGCAUGAGCGAGAGCUCGGGACCUCACACCCUCUCCUGGAUUCAGGACUACCGGAUCAUGAGCUGUGGUAAGGUGAUGAUAGGCUGCAAAACCAAACUAGAUAAAGAGGACGCUGACGGGAAUGGAGAGAUCUGUUUCUGGGGCAGACACGUGUUCAUGGGAUACCUCAACAUGCUGGAGAAGACGGAAGAGGCUUUGGAUGCGGAGGGAUGGCUGCACUCGGGAGAUCUCGGCAAACACGACAACAAUGGCUUUCUGUACAUCACGGGCAGGAUUAAAGAAAUAAUCAUCACUGCUGGCGGUGAAAACAUACCACCAGUCCCCACUGAGGACGCUAUAAAGGAGGAAGUGUCAAUCAUCAGCAAUGCCAUGUUAGUUGGGGACAAAAAGAAGUUUUUGUCCAUGCUUCUCACACUUAAGUGUAAUGUUGAUGAGAAUGGCGAGCCCACGGAUGAACUGACCCCGCUGGCUGUGGAAUUCUGCCGGCAGCAUGGCGUCACCGCUAGCAAAGUCUCGGAGAUCAUUAACAAAAAAGAGCCAGCCAUUUACAAAGGCAUCCAGGAGGGCAUGGACCGCGUGAACGCCAGAGCCACAUCCAACGCCCAGAGAGUCCAGAAGUGGACCAUCCUUUCACGAGACUUCUCCGUAUCCGGGGGAGAACUCGGUCCAACCAUGAAGCUGAAGAGGCCUGUCGUCACUAAAAUGUAUCAGGACGAAAUCAACAAAUUCUAUGGAGAAUAACACAAGAGAGACAUUUGAAAGGAACUAAACUAUUAAACUUGUUAAAGAUGACAACACCGGGAUGCCGUCUCUGUAGAUUUCGCUCACUCCAGGGCUUCUGAUAGACUUCAGGACACAAGCCCGCCAAUUCGGCAUCUGCUGCUGAUCACACUGAAUGAUAGAAACUGUGAUUCCAGUAACGCAUACCUUUGUAAUCUCGAUCGAUCAUUAGAAGUACAAUACUUAUAUAUAUGAGAUGAUUUUGCAUAUUACUGUUAAUCUGAGGAAAGCAUUGACUGUUUUCAGGUCUGUACAGGGUUUAUAUUGCUGCUCGCAACACGCAUUAAUACACAGUAUUGUUUGUACUUCAUACUGGAUGCUCCUGUCACCAAACAAAUUCCUUGUAUGUGCAAACAUACUUGGCAAUAAAGCUCUUUCUGGUUCAGGUACAGUUUAACCGUACAGAACGAUAUUUGUCUCGCCAAGUUUCAUCACUUAUGAUUGGAGCUUGUCAGCCGGAAUAUAUAAAUGAAUAAAAUGUAUAUUUGGAUAUAUUUAAAACAGAAUGAUCUGCUUUUGAUUGUCAAUUUUUUGUCUGUUUAUUGUUAUGCAGAAAGAAGGUAAAUAAUGCGAGCAGGUGCAGGAAACCUCUUGCUUUCUGCCUGUGGGUUCCCACAAAACAAACCAUGGCACUUAAAGCGCAUUACAUGCAAUUAUCCGCCCCAUCAUUGUUGUUUAUAUUGUCUUUCUGAACCCGUUUUGAAGUAACACGAGCAGGUUUCGGCAAGAAACAUCAUCCCUCCAUAAAAGGGUGUUUUGUAGACCGUUCCAUUGAGAAUAACCUGCUGUGUUUGGCGUUCUCCUUUCAUAAUAAUUGAAACUGUCUGAUGUAACGUGAAACUGCAAAUGCCACUGUUGUACUGUUCAAUUAUUGAGAGUAACACAGACGUACAGUCGUUCAGAUACAGUACAUACAAUAGAGGCCAAAAGUGAUGUCCGCCCAAGGACAAUUGACGUCGUCGCCCUUUAUUUAGAUAGAUUAUUAUAGAUUUUGUAUGCGUGUUGUGUAGUUGUGCUUGAAGUGUCAUUUGAAGGUUGCGUAAGAAUGAAGAAGGUUUGGCAAAAAAACAACACAUGAGCAAAGCUUACUGACACGAGACUUAUGUAUAGUCAAAAACAAGACAAAAUAUUAAAAUCUGGUAAAACUAGUCAGCUUUUUCGUGUUUCUAUGCAAUUUUUUGCAAAAAAGAAUAGAAUGAAACAUUCCUUGAUGGACCUUGAAACAUUCCAAAUAAUUGUGUUAAAUAAAUACUUUAACCAGGUUUAGUGUUUUCUAUAUUUUGUACAAUUGUAGGGCCACACUGUAAAAAAAAUCCUGUAAAAAAGCGGUAAUUUUCCGUCAGUUGUUUUUCAUGUUUUAAAAAAUUGCAGUCUUCUUCUGUUCUGUAAUUUGAAGUUUAUUACCGUAUUUCAAAAAUCUGUAAAAAAUCAAUAAAAUGGCGUGUUCUCACUUGGCGUUUUUAGGACAAGUAAAUGUUUCCGAGCGCUUUUUUUGUAAAAAAAAAAAAAGCUGGCAGCAUUAUGGUUACAAAUUUCUCGCUAGAAAUGCAAUCAAAAGUUAUUGAACGUGAAAAUUAAACAUUUACAGUAUACUAUGCUCCAACCAGCGUUUCGCCUGUCGUUUUAUUUUUUCGAGCUCGAUCCUGGUCGACCAAUCACCUUCCUUGCA